Messenger RNA from Penicillium expansum, 1023 nucleotides. RefSeq names its product metallophosphoesterase family protein. The transcript has a single exon. The record is from RefSeq and is a predicted model, not a curated record. Lineage: Eukaryota; Fungi; Ascomycota; Eurotiomycetes; Eurotiales; Aspergillaceae. Gene Ontology annotation, molecular function: phosphatase activity; endopolyphosphatase activity. Gene Ontology annotation, cellular component: cytoplasm. Gene Ontology annotation, biological process: polyphosphate catabolic process. Bases 1 to 1023 code for a protein of 340 amino acids.
AUGGCCCCUACGAAAUCUGCCGACAAGAUAUUUCCAAUCACAGCCUUCAUUUCAGACCUACCAACCAACCUUAUUUCCCAGUUCCUCCCCUCAUCAUCCGAAAAUGGCCCUGGCGGUGGACGCUUGGUCAUUGUAGGCGAUGUACACGGGAUGAGAAAGUCCCUUGAGUCACUCCUACACAAAAUUGGCUUUGACAAAUUCAAAGGAGAUCAUCUUAUACUAGUUGGCGACCUAGUUAAUAAAGGGCCCGAUAGUCCUGGUGUUGUUGAUCUGGCUAUGAAGCUAGGCGCUAGCGCUGUGAGAGGCAACCACGAAAAUGCAGUUCUUAACGCAGCCGCGGAGAUAAACGCCACAAGGGAUGGUCUAGUACAUUCUAGAGCUUUGACUGGCAGUCCGGCCGUACCUAAGAACCUCGAAGCCGACCUACCCGAGGAUGAUGUUCGAGGUUCCGAGAUUCCUGACAAAUCCGGAUCUGCUACAAUUACCGGCACUCCUACAUCGCAUAGUACGGCAUUGGUACUUUCAACGCGCCAGAUCGACUGGCUUGCCGCUUUGCCUUUGAUCUUGCGCGUUCAGCUACCUCAUGUCCUAAAAUCCUCCUUUGGCGACAAUCUAAUUGUCGCACAUGCGGGCCUUGUUCCUGGUAUCUCACUUGAAGACCAGGAUCCACAUACUAUAAUGCAUAUGAGGAGCCUCGUCCGUAAAUCGGGCGAUGAGGAUGGAUUCACACCGGCUGAAAUCCCCGGAGAAGAAAGCUGGAUUGUGGAAUGGGACCGGUGGCAAGACAGGCAAGCAUCCAAGACUACGGUGGUAUUCGGCCACGAUGCAAAGCGCCGUUUGCAGCUAGGCAGGUAUGCGAUUGGAUUGGAUUCGGCGUGUUUAUACGGCCAUCAAUUAAGCGCGGUUGUUAUUGCGGCUUCCAACGGGGAGAUUAUGCACCAUGUCGUUCAAGUCGAAUGUGCUGAUACGCCUAUAGCUCCAACGGUAUCUGUGAAAGACGGUGACAAGGCAGUAGUUGUAUAA